GAAGCAGCAAAGCCAGGGGAAUGUUUUGGCAGUUGUUAGAUAUGCAGGGGGUUAGCUCUGGUGAGCAGAAGGCAUUCUGAACCUUCUCAGAGCACCUCUGCAUACAUGCCAACUGCCCCUCGUUCUGUUCUAGCCCCUGAUGGUGGCGAGGGCAGUGGUGGAGCCGCUACAGCUGCUUCUGGAGGAGACAAAUGAUCUAGAUUCAUUUCAGUCUGGUUUCGCAUCUGGGUUUGGGACUGAACCAGCCUUUGUUGCCUUUAUGGAUGACCUUUAUCAAGAAAAAGGAUCAGAAAAGGAAUUACCUCAGGAUCAACAGGGAAGUGCCAUGGAGCAUCGGGGCUCAGACAUGGCCAAACGUCUGGCCACGCUACUCUCAGGUCUAGUGGAAUGCAUGUGCUUUGCAGGUGUCAUUUUUGGAUGGGCAUCCCUGGUGUUUGUCCUCAAGGAUAUGCACUACUUUGAGGAUCUGUGUAUGUCUGCAGCUGCCAAUCAAACAAGCAAUGCCACAGACUGCAGCGCUCAGGAUGAGCAGUUUUCCCUCGUCUUCACCAUUGGUUCCUUCAUGAACAACUUCAUGACCUUCCCAACAGGCUACAUCUUUGACCGCUUUGGUACCACAGCAGCACGUCUACUUGCCAUAUCUGUCUACACCACUGGUACUCUCCUCGUUGCAUUUUCCUCAGCAGCCACUGCGCUGAUGAUGUUCCCAGCAGUGACGUUUCUCUCUGUCGGUGGGAUCCUCUUUAUCCUCACCAACAUGCAGGUUGGGAAUCUGUUUGGAAAACACCGCUCAACCAUUAUUACCCUCUACAACGGGGCCUUUGACUCUUCCUCUGCAGUUUUUCUUGUCAUCAAGCUGCUGUAUGAACAAGGCCUCUCGCUGAGAACCAUGUUCCUCUUCAUGUCUGCUUGCAGUGCCUGGCACUUGAUCCGUACUUUCUUUCUGAUGCCCCGCAGCCAUAUUCCGUAUCCACUGCCCCCAGGAUAUACAUAUGGAGUGAGUUGUCACAAGAGGUCCCGUUCAUAUCGCACCUAUGAGGAACAACGUUGCCCCAAAGUCCUGGAUGAGAAUGAUGCGGAGGCCUCGGAUAACCUGCAUGCUGACCCAGCACUUGAAGAAAAUUCCACCAACAAAGGGUUUGUUGGCAAAGGAGAUGCUGAGACUGCAGCAAACCUCAAGGCUCCAGCUGUUGUUUCCUUCUGGAGCUGUGUCUUCUCCAAACUGUUUUUUUGGCAUCUGGUGUGGCUGUCGGUGAUGCAGCUGCGCCACUAUCUCUUCAUAGGCACCCUCAACCCCAUGCUGACACAGCUGGCCGCAGGAGACCCCACCCUUGUGAGCAGCUACACCAAUGCUUUUGCCUUCACCCAGUUCUGUGGAGUCAUCUGUGCCCCCUGGAAUGGGCUUAUCCUGGACCGUCACAAACGUGGACAUAAAAAGGAAGGGAGUUCGCAAGGGGUGCCCGAUUCCCUUGCGGACCUGCGUUCCUGUGUGCUGUCACUGGUCAUCACAGUGCUGCAGUGCGUGGCCUUCUCAAUUUGUGCCUCUAUUCCGGUGCUGCCUGUGCAGUACGCCACGUUUAUCCUGCAGGUUCUGAGCCGCUCCUUCCUCUACGGGGGCAAUGCUGCCUUCUUAGCCAUUGCCUUCCCCUUGGAACACUUUGGGAAACUUUACGGUCUGGUGAUGGGGCUCUCGGCCGUGGUGUCUCUCCUGCAAUACCCCUGUUUCUCGCUCAUCAGGGGCCCACUCAACGGAGAUCCCUUUUAUGUGAAUAUUGGUCUCAUAGUCCUAAUAUUUCUGGCUUUGGUCAACCCAGUGAUGGUGUGGUUGGAGUGCAAGCGGCGGCAGAAGGAACAGCACAUCGCAGGCUCCCCAACCUUAACUGCAGGCAAGAAGGAAGGCCUAGAGUCUUCUAUCUGAGCCCUCCACUGUGUAGACUUUGGGAGUCUCUCCUAUCAAAAGGGAACCUUAAGAAGAUUUGAAAAGGGAACUGGGGAAGAAGCCUCCUCUCUCUCUCUGAGCUUCAUUCCCAGCAAAAUCUGGUCACAGUCCAACACAGCCAGGUGUGCUUAAGUCCCUUGAAACAAAUGGACUUAAAUGUAUCUGUGUUACCAAACCACAGUUUAUUGCUCCCUCUCUCUGGAGUGUUUUUUCUAGGAAUCAAACCUAUAUUGUACCUUCCUAGUGUGGGAAUUUAGGUUGUAUUUCACUUACAUUUAUUUUGUUUAAUGACAGAGCUAUAUUUUUUUGUGAAUCAUACAAACAA
This is a messenger RNA of Lacerta agilis (Sand lizard), 2264 nucleotides long. It is a transcript of the gene SLC43A3, whose product is annotated as solute carrier family 43 member 3. Gene Ontology annotation, biological process: transmembrane transport. The transcript is spliced from 14 exons. Lineage: Eukaryota; Metazoa; Chordata; Lepidosauria; Squamata; Lacertidae. Bases 140 to 1918 code for a protein of 592 amino acids. The record is from RefSeq and is a predicted model, not a curated record. Gene Ontology annotation, molecular function: transmembrane transporter activity.